This is a messenger RNA of Hordeum vulgare subsp. vulgare (domesticated barley), 1296 nucleotides long. RefSeq names its product heme oxygenase 1, chloroplastic-like. Bases 288 to 1154 code for a protein of 288 amino acids. The record is from RefSeq and is a predicted model, not a curated record. NCBI's taxonomy places the organism in Eukaryota, Viridiplantae, Streptophyta, Magnoliopsida, Poales, Poaceae. Gene Ontology annotation, biological process: heme oxidation; phytochromobilin biosynthetic process. The transcript has 4 exons. Gene Ontology annotation, molecular function: heme oxygenase (decyclizing) activity.
GGAGAACGGAACCCCAUCGUCUUCCCCAAGCCGGAGCGAGAGAGCGAGAGAGAGAGAGCCUCACCCGCACGCCAUUCCCCGCCGUUCCAAUCCCCCGCGCGAUUAAAAAUCCAACAAGCCGCAGUAUUCUAUCCCCAUCCCGCCCCCCACCCCCUCUCCCUCCUCCGCGCGCCCUCGCCCCCGCACCAAGGCCGCACUCCAAAGCAACCGCCCGUCGCUAUCGCCAUCGGCGACCCCGCCUUCCCGGGCACGGAACCCUAGCGCGCUAUAAGAGCACCUGCGCACCCAUGGCGCCCGCGGCAGCAUCGGCAUCGGCAUCCAUCGCCGCCAUCGCCCAGCACCACGCACCCGCGGCCCCGCGCGCCUCCGUCUCCGUCGCCGCCGCCGGGAGGAACGGCGGCCUUUCCGUGUCGGUAGGCGUGCGCCCCGUGCCGGGGAUCUCCGUGGUCAACUCGCAGCGGAGGAGGAUGGUCGCGGCGGCGGCGGCCACCGAGAUGGCGCCCGCGGCCAGGGGCGAGGGCGGGGGGAAGCCGUUCGUGGACGAGAUGAGGGCCGUCGCCAUGCGCCUGCACACCAAGGACCAGGCCAGGGAGGGGGAGAAGGAGCCCCAGGCGCCCCCCGUCGCCAGGUGGGAGCCCACCGUCGAGGGCUACCUGCGCUUCCUCGUCGACAGCAAGCUCGUCUUCCAGACCCUCGAGGACAUCGUCGACCGCGCCGCCGUCCCCUGGUAUGCGGAUUUUAGGAAUACUGGGUUAGAGAGAUCAGAGCCACUGAAGAAAGAUCUGGAAUGGUUCACGGAACAGGGUCACACCAUUCCAGAACCAACUGCUGCUGGUACUGCAUAUGCUUCCUAUCUGGAAGAGUUGUCUGAGAAGGACCCCCAAGCAUUUAUCUGCCACUUCUAUAAUGUGUACUUUGCUCAUACUGCUGGAGGCCGAAUGAUUGGCAAAAAGGUUGCUGAGAAGAUUCUGAACAAGAAAGAGCUGGAGUUCUACAAGUGGGAAGGUACCCUGUCUCAGCUGCUGCAGAAUGUCCGCACCACACUAAACCAAGUUGCUUCUAGCUGGUCUCGGGAAGAGAAGGACCACUGCCUGGAGGAGACCGAGAAGUCGUUUGCCUACUCAGGGGACCUCCUACGCCAGAUAUUCACCUGAGCCAAGAACGAUCUCCAUUACGUUUCACGAUGAACAUUGUAAAUACUAAGCCAUGUCUGUGCACCGGGGAGGAACAUGCUCUGCCGGUUCUGAACUGCCUUUCAAUCAAAUUGUCAUAUACUAAUAAUCCGUCCAUUGCAUC